Messenger RNA from Planococcus citri (citrus mealybug), 1010 nucleotides. RefSeq lists its product as uncharacterized. NCBI's taxonomy places the organism in Eukaryota, Metazoa, Arthropoda, Insecta, Hemiptera, Pseudococcidae. The record is from RefSeq and is a predicted model, not a curated record. The transcript has 4 exons. Bases 139 to 753 code for a protein of 204 amino acids.
UCAAUGGUGAUGCACCAUAGAAUACCUAACACGCAAAAGGCGUGUAUCUGAAUGUGAGAUAGCAGUGAUCAUGUCUUUCCAAAUAAAAACCGAGGUGAAUGCAAAUGUGAAGUCAUCUCAUUUUAAAAUUUUGUAAAAAUGGAAAUGCUAAACCAACGUGAUUGUGAUGAUGAUAUUCACAAGAUCGCUUUACAAUUUUAUUAUAAUCCAUCAAUAGUAUCUCCUGAAUACAACAGUACGUCAACUUUAUUACUUCAAAACAUUAAACUAUACAAUCCAUCCGAUAUAAUGGAGUGUGGAAUCAUCACAGGCCUAUCAUUCUUCAUCGACAAAAAUUUCAAAGUAUCAUGCUCCUGUGAAGAACUGAACAAUGCCCAGUUGGAACCUGGUAUUCCUGUAAACUGGAGAAGUUCUAUUUGUACUAUGGAUCAAUGUGGUGAUAAGUUUCAAAUUGCGCGAUUCUACAUCAAACUGUGUGAUCAACAAUUCGAAUUAUCGUUUAUGUUCACCAGUUAUGAUGAAACUGUUAUAGGAAAGCUCGUUCAUUCUGUUAAAGAAGCUGCUUACGUCGUGGCAUUUCCAAAAGAGCGAUUAAAUGGAUUGAUUGACCCAGCAGCAUUCACAUUGCCUUUUGCAAAUAGUGUGGUGGAUUUGUUAUCAUCCGCUUUUCUCCAGAAAGUAAUACAAAAAGCUGCGCUGAAUCACUCGCCAUCCUGCUCGCCAUCGCCAUCCUACCUACCUUCGCUCGUUUAGUAAUGAGAAGUUAAUGCGGUGUUGUAUGUAGUUUUGUUUAUGUUCAGAAUUAUGUUCUAUCAUUAAAUUAGUAUUUAAGUUUAAUAUUAAGGUCUACUGUGCUUCUGUGUGUAUCAUGGUUUGUUUCAAAAACCAAUUUGUUGAAUAAUGUGAAACACGUUAGUUUUGUUAUUUUUAAUUUUUAAUAAUUGAUUCCAUCUUAUUGCUGUGAAAAGUGUUCAAUUCGAAUCAAAUAUAUCGUUUACUUACUCUGUUUA